AUGAGUCCGGGCAGCAGUACUGGCUGGACCUGUGCCUUGUGGUGCCUAAGGCUACGCUCAGCUUUCCGAACCAUCUUAGCCUGCAGCAUAGUCUACACCACCACCCUCUACGGUCCACAGCCUCUCAGGCAGCUAGUAGCCUACCCUGCAUACUCUUACCUCACCACCAUCCUGAUCGUGUCAGACGGUGUGACUCUUGGGGACUCGCUGAGAGGCUUCUGGCAUGCCCUUUGCGCUUGUGUUCAGGUUAUGACCCUCUCAAUCUUGAGCCUCCUGCUGAUAGGGCCUGCGCACUUCAGUUACUUCAUAUCAGCCUUGGCAGUGGCUCUGUGCACUUUUGUUGUGGCAUUGCCGGGAGCAACUCACUUGAUGGCCAAGAGGAUUGCAUUUGGACAGAUUGUGAUUGUGUAUGUAGGCACUGCCAUUCAUUGUGCAGAAGCUGGUGAGUUGGUACUUAUGCACCCGAUUCAGGUGGCGUUGAGUACCAUGCUUGGAGCCUCGGCAUCAGUCAUGGCUAUGCUGUUUCCCAACUUGUUCUUCUACCAAAAGGCAUCUGUGGCGGCUUUUCUGUCUCCUUACCUUGCCUACCACGAGGUGAGAGAUAUGUGCCAAAAAUAUGCUGAAAACGCUAGGAAAAGGUUGAACUUCUAUUCGGAUGCCAUCUUGUCUCAUGACAGCUCGGCUGCACUUGGCUUUAUUUUACAAGCACAGCCCUUGGCUCAAGUAGGAGAAAAGCUCCUUCGAAGUAUCAAACACAAACAGGAAGCCUUAAUGUGGGAGAGACCAAAACUCAGAAAUAUCCUGAAACCAACUUGCAUGGAUCUGGGAGAAAAAUUGCAGGACAUAGAAAUACCCUUAAGAGGGAUUGAAAUUGCUGCAACUUCUUGCCCUUCUUUUCCUGCUGCCUUGAUUAAGAAAGUGCAACCAGAUGCUUUACAUGACAUGAAAAGGCGAAUACAUGACAAGCUGGAGCAACUUGAGCGUUUUGCCCCCUUCUACAUUCUAAAGAAAAAGGAAAAAUCUUUGGAUGAGUCCUUCUGGCCCCUCGAAACCAUUUUUCGUGAAGAUUUGCUGGCUUUCUUUUUUCUGGAUUGUUUGAAACUCCUCCAAGAAAAUACUGAGGCAUUUGAAGAAUGCAAGGAGAGCUACUCUGAAAAUGAAAGUUCACAUGGUUCAGAAAAUCAAAGCCAUGGUGGUAUCAAAUGGAGCUGGAGCAUUUCAUGCAUUAUACCAAGCAAAACAAGCCUGCUUUUUGCAGUUAAGUGCUCAGUUUCACUAGGCCUUGCUGUGCUAUUGGGUUUGUUGUUUAAUGAAAGAGAAGCAUAUUGGGCAGGCCUCACAAUUGCAAUAAGUUUUGUCAGAGGAAGACAAGCAACAUUUACAAUUGCUAAUGCUCGAGCACAAUCUACGGCAAUGGGAUCAAUCUACGGAAUCUUGUGUUGCUUUAUUUUCCGUAAAGUUGAGAAUCUAAGUUUCUUACCUCUUCUUCCUUGGUUAGUUUUCACAAGCUUUCUAAGGCACAGCAGGAUGUAUGGCCAAGCUGGUGGAAUAUCAGCAGCUGUAGGGGCACUGCUGAUACUUGGUAGGAGACAUUAUGGCCCUCCACUUGAUUUUGCAAUUGCUAGAAUCACAGAGGCUGUUAUUGGAUUGAUUUGUUUCAUCACCAUAGAGAUUCUCAUAUACCCUGCAAGAGCAGCAACUCUAGCAAAACAUAAACUUUCACUUAGCUUGGGAACUCUUCAAGAUUGCAUCAAAGAUGUUGUUCUUUUUGACAACCAAAACAACCAAAACAACAUGCAAGCUUCAAUCUUUCCAAAAUUGAGACAGAAACAGAAGAAGUUGAAGUCCCAUGUCAAUAAGUUACAAAUGUUCAUUGAAGAAGCUGAACUGGAGCCUAAUUUCUGGUUCAUCCCUUUCUAUGGUUCUUGCUACAGAAAGCUCCUGAGGUCUUUAUCAAAGAUGUGGGAUCUUUCACUUUUUAUGUCCAACAAAAUAGAAUUUCUGUCAGUUGUCUUACAGAGAUGUGAAGUUGAUUCAGAGGACCUCCAAAAACCCAUGAAGUGCAUUAACAAUGACAUAGAACUUUUCAAGAAAAACGUUGAGACUUCACUGCAAUGCCUCCAAGAGCUGUCUUCCAAGAAGUCUCUUGCAGUACAUGACAAGCAUGACAUUGAGUUGGGUACAUCACCAAAAGCAAAUGAGUGUAGGGGUUUGGAGACAGAGAAGGAAGAGGUUGAAUGCAUUUUAAAUUCUUUUCUUCUACAUUCCAAUGAAGUAUCUGACAGAGUUGGUACCAAUACUGAAGGUGAGGAUAAGAAGCUUAAGAGCCAAGUUAUUGUUUGCUUGGCUGGCCUAGGGUUUUGCAUCAGUAGUUUACUCAGGGAAGUAAGAGAGAUGGAGAAAGAGUUUCAAGAACUGGUCAAUUUGGAAAACCCUUCAAGCCAUAUCAUAGUAUGA
Messenger RNA from Prunus armeniaca (apricot), 2457 nucleotides. The record is from the annotation of a GenBank genome assembly. Lineage: Eukaryota; Viridiplantae; Streptophyta; Magnoliopsida; Rosales; Rosaceae.